This is a messenger RNA of Pristis pectinata (smalltooth sawfish), 2151 nucleotides long. RefSeq names its product homeobox D3a (gene hoxd3a). The record is from RefSeq and is a predicted model, not a curated record. Bases 247 to 1479 code for a protein of 410 amino acids. Gene Ontology annotation, cellular component: nucleus. Gene Ontology annotation, molecular function: RNA polymerase II cis-regulatory region sequence-specific DNA binding; DNA-binding transcription factor activity, RNA polymerase II-specific. Gene Ontology annotation, biological process: regulation of transcription by RNA polymerase II. Lineage: Eukaryota; Metazoa; Chordata; Chondrichthyes; Rhinopristiformes; Pristidae. The transcript is spliced from 5 exons.
AUUUUAAGUUAUUUCGAUAAUCGAAACUGUACAAAUGGAAUACAAAAUCCAUCUGGUUCCUAUUCUGGGGCAGCGCCAUGAAACCGACCUGAUAGAAUGGAGGAAGCACGGCAAACAAAGCCAGCGGCCCUUGGUCAUUCCGGACAAAUUCCAAAUUCAAUCCAAAGAAAAGCAGAUAGAAACAUUGCGUGUGGAGCUCUGCAUUCUGACGAUUGUUGUAAACGUGCUGUGUGAUCAAAGGUGUCAAUGCUAUUCGAUAAGGGUGUCAAGACCCUGUCAUUUCAAAAUAGCGAGAUGCAAAAAACAACUUAUUAUGACAACUCUGGAAUAUUUAGUGGUUACUCCUACCAAAAAUCUAAUACAUACAACUACAGCUCUAGUCAUCAAGCCUACCCACCAUCAUCUGUUGACAAUGAUUAUCAGAACUCAACGUGCCCAAUUCAAACAUCCAGUGCUAGAGCCCCAACCCAUAAGCCCACUGAUAUAAAUGGCAGCUGUAUGAGAACAAGUGGCAGUCAAGGCACUGCCCAACUUCCAAGCAUCAGUGAGCCACAACAGCCACCUCCUUUGCCACCUUCACCCAAUGGAAGCAACACUGCAACUCAGAAAAGAACCAAGUCCAUUCCAAAUUCUUCCACCAGCCCAGCUACCACCCUUACCAAGCAAAUCUUCCCAUGGAUGAAAGAAUCGCGACAAAAUGCCAAGCAGAAAAACAACUGCACAGUUGCAGGAGACAAUUGUGAGGAUAAAAGCCCACCAGGCCCAGCCUCCAAGAGAGUCCGUACAGCCUAUACCAGUGCACAAUUGGUUGAAUUGGAAAAGGAGUUUCAUUUUAAUCGUUACCUGUGUCGUCCUCGCCGAGUUGAAAUGGCAAACUUAUUAAAUCUAACUGAACGGCAGAUAAAGAUUUGGUUCCAAAACAGAAGAAUGAAGUACAAAAAAGAUCAAAAGGCCAAAGGGAUCAUGCACUCGCCAGUUGGACAGUCUCCAGACAGAAGUCCACUUCUAAAUGCUCCAAAUAAUAUUGGAUUCUCAAACCAGCUCCCCACCGUCAACACUUUGAAUUACGAAGCUCAUUCUCCAACAUCCUUCAACAAAUCUCAGCAAAAUAUGUAUGGCUUGGCUGCUUACACAGCACCUCUUAAUAGCUGCCUACCCCAGCAGAAAAGGUAUCCAGGCGCAGAGUAUGACCAUCAUACAAUGCAGGGCAAUGGUGGCUUUGCCAACCAUAAUUUGCAAAGCAGCCCUGUGUAUGUUGGAGGGAACUUUGUUGAUUCGAUGCCAGCUUCUGGUCCGAUGUUCAACCUUAGUCAUCUUCCUCAUCCUUCAUCAGCCACUGUGGACUAUAGUUGUGCUGCUCAAAUACCAGGCAAUCACCACCAUGGACCAUGUGAUCCCCAUCCCACAUACACAGAUCUGACUACUCAUCACACAGCUCAGGGAAGAAUUCAAGAAGCGCCCAAACUAACACAUCUGUAAUGGACUAGCACGGUCUGCCAAGCGAUGCUACUUCGCUUUUUUAUUACCUCAUUUGUAUCAGAUAUUCUCCUGCUAUGAGACUGCCACAGUAUUUGUCCAUCACUCAUUUUCUAUCCACCACAUUGCUUUUCCGUGUUUAUUUAAGGGUCUACACAUCAGCCAUCCCUUUCAAUAAGAUCCUAGCAUAAAACAGAAUGCAAAUAGAGGAACAAUUGCUUGAAAUAGGUGCUUUUGAAGGUAAGACAUACAAAGUCAGUCUUCAGCAAACCCUUCAUAAUGUGAAUUUUAAAGACUAGUGUUCUAUACAGUCCACUUUGGUGGUAUUCUGUCUAACUGGUCUUACUGCUCAGAACCUCAGCUAUGUACUUUUCAGUAAUGAACAAACUGCAUUCAGCGUCAUUGAUAUGUAUUUAUUAUUUUAAGUCAAUAUCAAAAAGAUUUUUCUAUCACUUAUUUAUCCUUGUCUUAAUGUAUUUAUGUGAAAUUUAUAGAGCUUAUACAAUCUGACUUUGACCUGUUUGAUCCAUGUCUGUUACAAUCAUAUUUCUCCUCUUUAGUAAACCUGGGUUUAAACUAGAUGAGAGGAUAGUUUUUUGAGCAGUUGUAUCAGUGGCUGGUGUUUGUAGAUUAUGUAAGGAUUAUCUCUGAAAGCAAAUUGUAAGUUAUGACUGU